Molecule: messenger RNA, 801 nt
Organism: Perkinsus marinus ATCC 50983
Lineage: Eukaryota; Perkinsozoa; Perkinsida; Perkinsidae
Product: aldo-keto reductase, putative
Exons: 5
Coding region: 1-801 (266 amino acids)
Molecular function (GO): oxidoreductase activity
Source: RefSeq, a predicted model, not a curated record
AUGCCCUUGCUGGGGUUGGGUCUAGGUCAUAACAAAAACGAGACUGAAGUGGAAGAGAUGGUCCUAAUGUUCUUGGAACUAGGCGGGAGGCACAUCGACACUGCGAUAGUGUACGAAAAUCAAGGUGCUGUCGGCAGAGCUGUGAAGAAAUCUGGAAUACCACGGGAAGAAGUCUUCAUCACAUCGAAGAUACCUCCGCAAAGAAUGGGCUACGACUCAACAUUCAAGGCUAUCCUGGAGAUUGUCGAGGAGAUUGAUCUCGGCUAUAUUGAUAUGAUACUCAUUCAUUGGCCCUCACUGUUGGAGACGACGUUGCCAUGUAGGAAGGUCAGAAGCAUUGGCGUCAGCAACUUUGGAACUCGUCAUUUGGAAGAGCUCAGACCUUUCGCUUCACUAUGGCCACCAGCGACCAAUCAGUUUGAGGUUCACCCUUUGCUGCCCGAAAAUGACCUCGUCAGCUAUUGCCGCGCAAACGGUAUAGCUGUUACGGCCUACGGCUCGUUAGGGGGACCACAGCGAGCGAAAGAGUUCACCAACUCGAGUGUUCUGCGUGCAAUUGGUGAACGAUACAACAAAACUCCAGCACAGCUCGUUGUGAAGGUGCUCUUGCGCUGGGCUCUGCAGCAGCAGUUCGCUAUUAUACCGAUGAGUCGGAAGAGAAGUCGGAUGAUCGAGAACUUGGACGUCCUUGAUUUCACUCUAAGUGGAGACGACUACUACUCAAUAGAUGAAUUUGUGAUUUCGCUUGGCAACUACACUCGCCCUUAUCAGCAAGUUGUAGACUUAAAUGAUCUCAUGUGA